CCCCUUGCCGCCGCCGCUGGCUCCUCCUCCGCGUAAGGCGGGUGCCGGUGUGGCGCGGAAUUCAGAAGGGUUCGGUCCGGCGGGAGCCAUGCGGAACCGCUCGGAGGUGGAUGCUACGUUGCAGACGGCCAAACUGAAUGCGGCGGAGCUGCUGCCGGUCGUGCACUGCCUCAGCUUCGGUCCGCAAGCCGGCGCCGGCGAGUGCUGCCUGCUGCAGCUGGAACCGGGCCUCUGCGCCGAGCUGGAGGCGGGACGGAGCCUAGUGAUCCGUGGUGAAAAGGAUGAACAUGCAGUGUUGUGCAGCAAAGACAAAACUUAUGACAUGAAAAUAGCGGAUACCUCAAAUAUGCUGCUGUUUGUUCCUGGCUGCAAAACUCCAGAACAGCUAAAUGCAGAUCAAGCAUCUUGCAAUAUUAUUCAUUCACAGAUUGCUGGCUUCUCCAAUCACUACUGGGAGCUAAGGAGAUGCCGACCUAAACUGAAGAAACUGAGGAAACUUUUAAUGGAAGAUCCAUACGAAGGGCCAGAUAGUCAGAAAGAUCAGACAUUUUCAAAGUACACAACAGAAGAUUUGUUAAGUCUGAUUCAAGCAAGUGAAGAAGAAAUACUGCACCAAUUGCAGGUUUUGAGUGCCUGCAAAAUUGAAGGAUACUGGAGAAUUCUAGAAUUUGACUAUGAGAUGAAACUCCUGAAUCAUGUGACUCAGCUGGUAGACUCAGAGUCCUGGUCUUUAAGUAAGGUUCCUUUACGUAGCUGCCUGGAGGAACUUGGAUCUCUAGAGCCCACAGAGAUGAUAGAACAUAUUCUUUUAAGUUAUGGAAGAAAAUACGUUGAUGAUGCAGGGGAAGUUUACUUUGAAAUGCAUGAAGAUAAAACAUGCAGAGCUAUAGCACAAAUGCUUUUGCAAAAUGCAGUCAAAUUCAAUCUAUCAGAGUUUCAAGAAGUCUGGCAACAAAGUGUUCCUGAAGGGAUGACAACAAGGCUUGAUCAGCUUAAGGGUUUGGCUCUAAUGGAUAAAAGCUCAAGACCAGAGACUAUCUCUCUGCUAAAAGUAGAAGACUUACCUGAAAAUAAUCAGGAGAGAUUUAACAGCUUAUUCAGCAUACGGGAAAAGUGGACAGAAGUGGAUAUUACCCCUUAUAUACAAGAUUUGUGUGCAGAGAAGCAGACUGUUGGUGCUCUUCUGACAAAAUACGCUCGUUCCUCAAUGCAGAAUGGUGUCAGAGUUUAUAAUUCCAGAAGACCCAUCUCAUAAGAAGUGUUGUCUUAAGAACUGAGAAUACUGAAUGGAGUAACAUUGAAUGUUGCUGCUUUCUUCCUUCUGGGGAAAGGAGUUGUCAGCUGAUACUACACAGUGUUUUUUUGUUGUUGAGUUUAAGCAGCAAAGCUUCUUGAACAAGUUUUGUUUUCUGCUCAGCGAAGCAGAAUGAGAGCACUUGCCUCUUCUAAGAGUCCCUAAUGUCAGCAGCCCAUGCCUGCCUCCCUUUGCCCAUCUUUUUUUUCCUUUGUGUCUGUACUUAUGCUCGGAGUCCAGCUAUUUCUUGAAUGCCCUUGUCUAUCCAUAAACUGAAGUCUGACAUGAGAAAUUAAAACCUCCUUGGUAAUAACCGAAUCACUUGAAUUGAUUUCAACAGCAAAGGGGAGUCCCUUGCCUGCUUCCCAUUAGUGAACAUUCUUAAAGAUAAGGUUUUCUUGCAGUGCUGACUUCUUAAAUACUGCAGCCAAGCUCAUGAAGAAACUAUUCCCAACUGAGACUACACUAGUCUCAGUUUUGGAAGGUGGUUCUUUUUUUGAUCAUGUCUUUGAAUAACACAGGCACAAUAUCUUGACACUUAAACACUUUGCAGAAUUCAGAUAUUGCAAAACACUGAAUUGCCACCAUCUGUGAAGAUAGCACAGUCAGAUACUGUGGUAUGAACUUCCUAUCAGCUGCCAUUAGAAUGUGACUGAUGUAAAAUUAGUGUUUUACAGAAGACUACAAAACUUUUUAAUAAUACUGUUUUCAAAAAACUGCUAUGGCAAAUGCCUGCACAUGGAAAUUCUGCCCUGAAAACUUAGAGUGGAAUAUUGUUCUGUGCAGAGCAAUGAAACAGAACAUUUUAAUGGUAUUGUUGUGAAGGGAGUGCUAGGAAUUGAAACUUUGUAAUCAUUAAAAAGGAUUGUUUGUCAGUAGAGUGGUGGUUUUUUAACUCAACAAUUAUAGAGUCUUUUUAUACAAGAAGCAUUUGCUGCAUCAAAUUCAGAUGUUACAUGAAAAACUUGGG
Molecule: messenger RNA, 2264 nt
Organism: Calypte anna (Anna's hummingbird)
Lineage: Eukaryota; Metazoa; Chordata; Aves; Apodiformes; Trochilidae
Gene: DSCC1
Product: DNA replication and sister chromatid cohesion 1
Exons: 9
Coding region: 89-1255 (388 amino acids)
Biological process (GO): mitotic sister chromatid cohesion; maintenance of mitotic sister chromatid cohesion
Cellular component (GO): nucleus; Ctf18 RFC-like complex; chromosome, centromeric region
Source: RefSeq, a predicted model, not a curated record